AAUGAAGUGCGAGAACUGCACCAAAAAGGAAUGCAGUAAAAAACAGAAAAAUGAUGAUACCCAAAGCACAUCUGUCGAUGGAUUGAGUUCAGAUGAUGGUUUUGAAGAGAAAAAUGAGUUUCAUGCAUUGGCUAAUGCUAAAAUACUCCUUAGUGACUGCCUAGCUUGUGACAGUUGUAUGACAUCAGAAGAAGGAGCCAGAGUUUUCCAACAGAAUCAGAAGGAGUUCUUUCAUAUUCUUAACCUUAAUAAGAAAUGUGAUACCUCAAAGCACAAAGUGUUGGCAGUGUCUAUAUGCCCACAGUCAUUGCCUUAUUUUGCUGCUAAAUUCAACCUCUCUGUGAAUGAUGCAGCCAAGAGACUCUGUGGUUUCCUCAAAAGUCUUGGGGUGCAUUACGUAUUUGACACCACUAUAGCUGCUGAUUUCAGUAUCCUGGAGAGCCAGAGGGAAUUUGUGCAGCGGUAUCAGCGGAGGAACCAGGAGGAGCAUGCCUUACCAAUGUUUGCCUCUGCUUGCCCUGGUUGGAUCCGGUACGCUGAAAGAGUUCUUACCAAUCUUGUGACCUCUCACAUUUGCACUGCAAAGUCUCCGCAGCAGAUCAUGGGCUCCCUGGUGAAGGGCUACUUUGCCAGGCAGAAGAACUUGUCUCCUGAUAAAAUUUUCCAUGUGGUUGUGGCACCUUGUUAUGACAAAAAACUGGAAGCCUUGCGGGAGGAUUUUUACACUGCGUUGUAUAACUCACAAGAAGUUGAUUGUGUGCUGACAUCAGGUGAAAUUGCCCAAAUAAUGGAGCAGAAAAAUGUGUCUAUGAAAGAUGUGACUGAAGUAGCUGUAGAUAGUUUGUUUGACGAAAUAAAGGAGGGAGAUGUAGUAAGGCAUGAAGGGAAAAGAUCUGAUGGUUACCUGGAGCACAUUUUUAAACAUGCUGCAAAGGAGCUUUUUGGCAUGGAUGUCAAGGAAAUUACCUACAAAGCAUUGAAGAACAAGGACUUCCAAGAGGUUACCCUGGAAAAGGAUGGUGAGACAGUGCUACGUUUUGCAGCAGCUUAUGGCUUCAGAAAUAUCCAAAAUCUGGUUCUGAAGUUGAAAAAAGGAAAGUUUUUAUACCAUUUUGUUGAGGUCCUUGCUUGCCCAGGAGGGUGCCUAAAUGGAAAAGGUCAGGCACAAACUGAAGAUGGAAAACCAGAUAAAGCACUGCUUAGCCAGAUGGAGGAAGUGUAUGCUGCAAUACCUGUUAGACUUCCAGAAACCAACCUCCACGUUCAAAAGAUGUACCAGGACUGGCUGGAAGGCAUGGACUCUAAGAAGGCCCAGGAAACUUUGCACACCCAGUACAGUGGAGUAAAUCAAACAGCAAGCAAUUUGGAUAUCAAAUGGUAAUAAAUCAAACUUGGAAAAGAUUUGCUUGGGGUUAGUUACAGAUUCAGCACUGGAAACACUCUAUGCAAUCGCAGCUGCUAUGCACUAGCUGAGCGUGUGAGUGAGGCGCUUCCGGAUUGUGGGUGGUCAGUUGUGAGCAGCUGUGGCUUUGACAAGCAGAAAGAGAAGUCUCCCUCCAAAAGCCCUGGUUCUACCAUAUUAUUUAACUUCCUGUGUGGUUGAUCUCCUGCAUCUUGUGGAUUUCUUCAUUCAAAAAAUCAUCUUGCAAGGUACAUGAGCAGUUUCUGCCAGGGCAGAAGAGUUCCCUUCAUAAAGUGAGCUCCCCCAAGAAGGGGAGGUUGUUGACUCUUCCUCCUAGGUGUGCAAUCCCUUUCUUCGUGGGAAAAGUCAUCGUGAAUUGCAGUACUGUUGCAGUUGUGAAUUAACUUGGGAUUCAUUUGCCUUCAGAGGGUCAAGUGUGUACAUGGAGAAGUGUAAUGAAUUUAUGUAUACCUUCUAUCCAUGUUUUAACAAACUAUCCCAUUCCAAACUGAUUUUAUGUUCUGUAGGGAACAGGAUGCUUCAUAUAAACUAAACUUGGGAAACAGAAUGGUUAUAAUGCAGUCAGUCAUUUAAAGUAGUUCCAGAUAGGUUGGUUGGUACACAAAGAGCAUUUUCUUUCUUUGUAAGUUUUCUUAGAAACCUGCAGCUAGGAAGGGUGUUGCUCCUUUACUCUGCUAGCUUCUUCAGGAGAAUGACAUGUACGUGAGCACUGCAACUUUCUAGAUAAGCUGAGCCAGCCCUACAGCACUUUCAUUCAUUCAUGUUUUGGUAUACACAGUAGCAUAUUGGUCUUUCCUUUAUCUGGUAAAAAUCACUUCAGGGAGUGCCUCUGAAAAAACUACUUAGCAAUGCUUGUGAGUGAGCUCCUCAAAGUCAUUAUACACUGGCAUCGUUAAUUUUGGUGCACAUAUUUUCUUCAGUAUGCUGUGGACGUUUCAUUUAACAGGCAUCUUAAAGUGUUAUUUACAUGCAGACUUUCUGCAACCCCGUGAAUUGUCAGAGGGUUAUUUGAGAAUGUGAUGUACAAAAUAAAACUGAUUGCCAGGCUUCUUCAGGUUGUCCAAUUAACAUCAAAUUUGUUCACAAUUAAUGGCUGCUUAACACUAGCAAGGAUUCAACUUUACUUUUCCAGUCUGGAAGUGUGGAUGGGCUUUUUUAAUUGCUUCAGGCAGUUUGAAUGAGUCUUGCAAAUUUCUUUAUUACAACUGCUUGUAUGAGUAAGAGCUAAAACUGCAAAAACCUGUGUGUUUAAACCUGUGCAUUUAACUUGAACACAGGGGAUAGGAUAAAGGUAUUAGUGAAGUGAACAUGCAAGUUCUUGCAUUGGCUAAACAGAGGCUUAAAAGGAGAGAGACAGACUUAAGUGUGCUACCCUGGUGACAAGAGAGUUCUCAUGAUAUGAAGCUGUUAACAGAAUCACAGCUUUCAAUUAGACCUCCACUUAAAUAAAACGUUUCAUUUUGAGGGAUGUUUUCUUUCCAGUGCAAAUGAAUUUGAUUACUGUGCUAUCUCAAUGCACACAGUGAGAUUAUACCCGUAAAUUAGCCUUGGUAAGUUGUUCCUUGUCCUAAUAAAAACGUUAUACUUACGUGGUGCAAUAUCAGAACACCUACAGAAAUCUACCUCUGUACAGGAAGGGAGUCCAGAGCUGGUGGAAGAUCUUUGUACAGCUCAAGCUGUAUUAAAUGUCUGCUAAGGAAAGGUGGUGGUGUUUGUGAGCAGAUCACCUAGAGAAGUAACAUCUGACUCCUUUGGUCUGAUUAUCUAUCAAGAUUUCCUUCAAAAACUUCCAGCAGAAUUGCCCUGUAAUGAAGUGGUCUUGUUCUGUUUGUACAGGCAUAUGUUUCUAUGUAUAUAUGGUUUAUAGCUUGAUGGCAUGUUUAAAUUAUAUCACUUCAGUUCUUUGUACAGUAUGCUUAUUUUUUUUAAUGUGUGUAUAGUAGGCAAAAUGGUAUGAAAAGAUUGGGGUUUUUCUCAUGAAAGCUUCACUGACAUACCCAAGAGCUGCCUUGCUGUUCGGAAAGGAUGCCCUUGGACUGUUUGUAUGACUUGACAAACACUCCCUUUGCAGGAGGCACUGCUCUACCUGUUCUCUUGCCAUGAUGCUUGCCUGCUGCACCAAAGAGCCUCACUUCCCCUGCUGCUGGGAGACAGUGGCAGUGGGCCAGCAGAUGAAAUCAAUCUGCAAUGUACUGUGCUGUGCUCCUCCGAACAGGGGACAUUGGUGGCUUGGUGCAUAAAAUAAACUAUUCCAGUUGAAUCCAUUUCUUCCAUCUGCUCAAGUGUUUUAACCUAUUGAGAUAGUAGCAGUGUAAAAACUGAGUAGGUAUUUGUCUGCCAUAGUGUCCUUUUUAACAAGGAGCAAGGCAUGGAAGUGGGCAGCUUUUAGUGGCUAGGUGGAAUGUAUGUCUAAUAACUAGUAACUUACAGUGACUGAUACUUGUCCUUUUUUUGUCAGCUUUUGUUUUACAAGCCUUUUUGCAGUAAACCUGAUUUUAAGGGUUUUUUUAAAACCCUUUUCUUGAAAGUGCCAGUUUAAAAGAACAUAGAGGGGGGGGAAAAGAAGUCUUUUCCCUUAACUGCAAUAGAUCUUUCCUCCUCCAUCUUCUUUCACUGAAAUUUUAACAUAUGCCAGAAAAACUUGUCCCAACUUCAUAUAUAGUGAAAUACUUGCCUAAUAUUUGAUUCUGGCUUCUAACUCUAGAGCUGGGAAGACUGUCAUUGCUGACAAUGUGUUUCUAGCCCCACUUCUGAAACCACAGCGUUAUUUAGUCCCUUGAUAAGUUGUUGGCAACUAAGAAUUUUCAUUGCUACUGCCUUCACAGCAAUGGGAAGAGUUCCUGGUGUGGUCACAGCCACAGUGCUUUACUUCUCAGUUGAAUGUUGUGCUGAGACGAUCUUGUCUCUAGGUGAUUUUUAGAAAAUACUAAAUUGGAGGGAUUGUGGGAAAGUAACUGGAAACGUUAAAUUAAUUGGGAAAUUGUCUUGGGAUAUUACUGAUUUGAGCAGAUCAAGUGAUUGAUACCUUGGGUUAUAGUACUUCACUCUGAGACUGCUACAAGAGAUGCUCACUAAAAACUCUGCUCUGCCAUCUCCAGUGAGCUUGCCUGAGCCACAGCAGCCUGUGUUUGUCCACUGCAGGUAAUGAACAGGGACAGACAUGG
Indicator indicator is the source of this 4587-nucleotide messenger RNA. RefSeq names its product nuclear prelamin A recognition factor (gene NARF). The coding region runs from base 2 to 1381 and encodes 459 amino acids. The transcript has 11 exons. Gene Ontology annotation, cellular component: lamin filament. NCBI's taxonomy places the organism in Eukaryota, Metazoa, Chordata, Aves, Piciformes, Indicatoridae. Gene Ontology annotation, molecular function: lamin binding. The record is from RefSeq and is a predicted model, not a curated record.